CGUGUGGCUACCAGGGCGCCGUCGACCAGGCGCCGUUCUCGUCCAUGAUCGCCGCCGGCAGCCCUUCCAUCUACAAGUCCGGCAUGGGCUGCGGCUCUUGCUUCCAGGUGAAAUGCACCGGCAAUGACGCUUGCUCCGGCAACCCGGUGACCGUGGUGAUCACCGACGAGUGCCCGGCCGGCGGCGCGUGCACGAACGAGCCGGUCCACUUCGACCUGAGCGGGACGGCGUUCGGCGCCAUGGCGAACCCCGGCCAGGCCGACAAGCUGCGCGCCGCCGGUGUCCUCAAAGUCCAGUACACCCGCGUGCAGUGCAGCUGGCCCGGCGUGCAGCUAACCUUCGUCGUGGACGCCGGCUCGAACCCCAACUACCUCGCCGUGCUCGUCAAGUACCAGAACGGCGACGGCGACCUCUCCGCCGUCGAGCUGAUGCAGACGGGCGCGGGGGCGGCGUGGGCGCCCAUGCAGCAGUCGUGGGGCGCCGUCUGGAAGUUCAACGCCGGGUCGGCGUUGAAGGCGCCCUUGUCCAUCCGCCUGACCUCCAGCUCCGGCAAGCAGCUCGUCGCCAGCAACGUCAUCCCCGUCGGGUGGAAGCCCGGCUCCACCUACCAGUCGCCGGUCAACUACUGAUGAUCGAUCGAUGUAGCCGUAACGUUGUGUGCCGAUCGAGUGCACGUGUGUAGUAUCUGCGUACUGUUU
Messenger RNA from Panicum virgatum (switchgrass), 698 nucleotides. RefSeq names its product expansin-B15-like. The transcript has 3 exons. Gene Ontology annotation, biological process: sexual reproduction. Bases 45 to 629 code for a protein of 194 amino acids. The record is from RefSeq and is a predicted model, not a curated record. NCBI's taxonomy places the organism in Eukaryota, Viridiplantae, Streptophyta, Magnoliopsida, Poales, Poaceae. Gene Ontology annotation, cellular component: extracellular region.